This is a messenger RNA of Exophiala dermatitidis NIH/UT8656, 3191 nucleotides long. Its product is annotated as cell wall integrity and stress response component, variant. The transcript has 4 exons. NCBI's taxonomy places the organism in Eukaryota, Fungi, Ascomycota, Eurotiomycetes, Chaetothyriales, Herpotrichiellaceae. The record is from RefSeq and is a predicted model, not a curated record. Bases 1046 to 2152 code for a protein of 368 amino acids.
GGCUUCUACCCACACAAUGCUCUCGCUUGCAACAUUCACCAUUCACCGCACACCAUGACGGCACCUCAUCCAGCGGCCUUUUGCCUUGUGGGAGCCAGCCUGGGCUUGAGCCUGAAGCCCUGCGCCUGUGCUGUUGCUUCCGCUAGCCUCUUUGACGCCCCGGUGCCUGGUCUUGAUUUCUUGACGUGUUGAUCCUCGAAACAAAAUUGUGGACAUAGUCCUCAGCAGCGUCUACAACGUACCAACCGCUUGUUAUCCGAGUCCACUUCAUCAUCCACCUUGGUUCCACCAUCACCGGCUGCACUGUUCUCUUACUUGCUCGGCUGGCAGGCUCUGGUUCUCUCGCUGCCGUUCCCAGUCUCUGCCAUUCAGGUUCAGAUUUGUUCCGGCCGGGCCCUUGCAACCCUGUCCGCCCGUCCUGCUGUCUGUCACUGCCACUGCUACCACUGGCAACUACUGUCGCUUUUUCGCAAACCGUAUCUUUCUCCUCUUCAACAACCACCACCACCACCGCCGCUUUCACUCCGCCGGGCCUGCUACAAAGAUACCUUCACUCCAUUUACACUGCAAUACCCCUUCUCAGUAAUUGCAGCUGUAAUCACGUUGCAGCUCUGAUGGCCAGCUAGACACUCUCUGCCUCGCCGGCCGUGUCUCCCAUUCCGAACCUUGCCCGCUGGUUGCCAUAUCUCGCCUGAGCCUGGCUUAUCCUGUCGUUUCCGCUUGUAGCAGCCACGACUUGACGACCACAUCAGCUGUGCGCGCAUAGUCACCACGACGACGCUGCCUUUGCACAACAGGGUGCACACGACAACACCUCUUCACCAUUUUAGUGCGGUCUCAAGUUCACUUCACUUCAGCCACUCUGCAUCCCGAAAAUCAUCUCAACAUCAACAAGCCCUCAAUGCAAUAGCUGGCAGCUGGCCGAGCUCCCUUGCAUCACUCCUCGGCACAAUCGAGAAACGAGUUGGACAGGAUCAAAGGUUCAGAUGCAGAAAUAGUAGGAACAUCCAAUACCGGCCGCCGGCGGAUCGUUUGUCCUCUCAAGAUGCUCACAAUACCUUCUUAUCACACACAAUGGGCCAGCCUCUUGCUCGGGGUCCUCACCAUUUUGCUGUUGAGCUCAUCGGCUCAGGGAUUGGAUAUCUCCUAUUGCUCCUCUCAGAACACUGCGGGCUCUUACCCAGCAUACUACAGCAUCUACCAGUCUAACGGAGCGUGCGAAACUCACUGUCAAGGAUCAUAUGCCUUCGCUAUUCUCCAAGGGUACAAUUGCUGGUGUUCCAACUACGUUCCUGCAUCUCAAGAAGACACCGGCAGCUGCUCUCAAACGUGUCCUGGUUACCCUUCAGAUUUAUGUGGAUCGACUGAAAAUGAUACAUACGGCUAUUACCUCUUGAGCGGUGCAGUCCCCGCGGGAACAGCCGGUGCAUCGAGUUCUAAUACAGCGAACACCAAAACCAGGACCGCGACCGCGACCGCGACCGCGACCGCGACCGCGACCUCUUCUCAGUUGACUACUUCUAGCCCUACUUCUACUUCCUCAACAUCUUCCGACACUUCGACCACACCCUCUCCAACAUCGAGCCCGACUCCGACCGAAGUGUAUACCAGCGUUACGACCGUUACUGGUGAGGUCCGAACGGUUGUGAUCACCCCUCCAUCAUCCACAGACGCCACUCUGGGCCAGUCUUCCACCGGUGGAGGUGGUGUAAGCACCGGAAAAGUGGUUGGCAUCGUGCUAGGUGUUGCUCUUGGGAUCGGCGCCCUCAUCGGCAUUGGAGUGUGGCUGUGGUUCCGAAGACGACAUCAGAGGAUGCAGAUGCAAGCUGGACCAGACGCGACCUUCAUUCCUCGAACAGGAGAGACAUCCCCCUCAAACAACAUUCCUUCGCGCCAGGUUAGCCAAUUGUCAUCUUCGGGCCUCUUGGGCAAUAAAACUCCUCGUAUCAACACGUCGGGAAUGCCUCCGGGCAAUGAUCUGCGAAGCGCGGACACCACCGUAUCCGCCCCCUUCGAUCGGAGGAGUUUGGCGACGGACCAGAGAUUAAACCCAUACGCCUUGUACAUUCACGAUGAGAGCCGCCUUAGCAAUGUGUCUCUUCAAGAUAAUCAGGACUACUCUCGGCAAUUACGGGUCGCCAACCCAGACUGAACAUGUCCUGUCGGUUUAACCACAAAAUAUUCUUUAAUCUCUAAUGGUGCUCAGUGCAACGGGUCGUGUGACCGCAUUGCCUCUUCCGCAGAUGAUACAGUCGGCUGCCUUCGACUUUUCCGGAGCACCACCACUCGUUUAUGACAUUGGUCUCAGAAAUAAAGCUCGCACGAAAACUCGCGUCCUUUUUGACGUAAUGAUCUUACGAUGAGACGUCCUUUCUUUCCUCCACGCAACAGUUCAGAGUUGGUUCUUCACCUCGGCAUCAGGAGUUCCAGUGCGGAAAUUGUACAUUUAGCACCAGAUAACAAGGGGGCCAUCACCGGCGGUGUGGUGGCUGGCAUCGUUUUGGCAUGAAUUGGCGUUCGGUAUGUGUGGAAAAAGGAAAACCAGGCGAACUCGUCUGAACCUCGAUGAGCAUUGUCGUGACCUGCUGUGGUGUUCGUCUGCCAGGGGCUCUAAUGGCGAUAAUGGGAGACGGGAUUAUGAAAGUUGGCAAGUCACCUACUCAAGGACAUACCUGGUGUGGCGUGACCUGCCCAAAGUCCGCGCCCCUCGGACUGAAAAGCACAGUGAGACAAUGAUAUAGAUGAAGAAAAGAAGUCGUGGUUCAUUUCUUUUCGCAUGCCUGGCUGAAACAAAGCGGAAAGACGGCGGACAACAUCCAUGGAUUGUAUAAAGUAUACCUAGGUAGGCAUGAUAGUCGACUUGGUACCUGAUCGACAAGAUGCCCAAGGCAGACAGUGUUUGGCCACUGCAUCUCCACACGACCUGCACAUGCUACUAGUAAACUCAACAAGCACAGGCUGUGGUAGCCGUGAUGAUGGCGACCCGGAGGGCGUGACUUGACGUCUUUUGGGCUCUACAACAACAGGGAUACUGUACAGCAGCGCAGGGCGGGUCACCGUCAACGCGUCAGAUCCGGGCUGGCUUGACGGGUGCCCGGAAGCGCCCGUUUACGAACCAGUCCGAGUGAGAAUGUUCUGGUGGUAGAAGAAUACAUUAGUGGACUCUCCGGUCAAACGCCAAUGACCACCGC